CACCGUGCGCUGCCCUUAUGGCAUAUACAUUGAUUUUGCUGCACCGCCGCUGAUUAUUCCCUUGCUCCGACUCUUCUUGACUGGCCUUUGUGUGCACAUACGCUGCUGGGGACCCCGCCGCUUAUCGCCAAGUCACAGACGAUGUUGUGCUGUUAAGUCUAGGAGCACCACUCGGCACAAAGUGGGCGUGACUGCGGUUGACAAGGACGCAGCGCAGCGAUGAAGUUCGCGAAGCGCCUGGCGAGCGAAGCCGCUCGGCGAAAUGCUUUUGCGGACGCGUACUUCGAUUACCGUGCUGCGAAGAAGGCGAUUAAGGAGGACUGCACCAACGGAGAUGUUGCGGGUUCAAAUUUCCAAAAGCUGCUGCAGUCAGAGUUGCGCAAGGUAUCCCAUUUCUACUCGCAGAAGGCGGACCACGUGGAGGCAACGCUCGCAACUCUGCGGAGCAACAAUGGCACCAGCACUGUGGCACAGCUGACGGGCCUGCGGGCGGAGAUAAAAGAGCUCAUCAAGUAUGUGGCGCUGAACUACCUGGCGGUCGUCAAGGCGAUUAAGAAGCGCAACCGCCACCUGAAGGAGGCGUUCGGCGCCUCUGCCAGCAUCUCGCUGCAGGCGUUGGACAUGCUGGGCCACGAGGUGUUCUUCACCUCGCCGCGCCUGGCCAGCCUGGCGACGCAGGCGGACGUGUUGGUGAGCGGCCUGGCCAGCACCAGCCAGCCGGCGGCGGUGCUGGAGGAGUACCAAUGCCCCAUCUGCCUGGACACUUUGCAUAACCCCGUGGUCCUGACGUGCGCGCACCGCUUCUGCUGGGGCUGCCUGGUGGCGCACGUCACUGCCGUGCGCGACCAGCAGUCGCCACUGGCGGCGCAGCAGCAGCAACAGAUUAAAGACGAGACGUUAAGCAGCUCACUACAGCUGCUAGAGCGGAUUGCGGCGGCGGCGGAGGACAGCGAAAGCAGCACGGCGGCGCCGCGCUUCUACGGCUGCCCUGUGUGCCGCAAGCCGCAACUCCUGGACGUGGACUCGCUCAGCGUGGACCCCUUCCUGUCCACCUUUAUAGAGAGCCUUAAAGUGCUCUCCGUGAACGGCGGCGUGGCGGACGCCGCCAUCGCGCUGGCGGCCAGCGCCGCCAGCGCCACCACUACCGUCACGUUGAGCCCGGUCGAGGCCGCAACGGCCGCCACCGCAAACGCCGUGGCGGCGCUGCAGCUGCAGCUCAUGUCCGCGACGCCGCAGCAGCAGCCCCCCAUCGCGCCCGCGCAUUGCUCGUCGUCCUGUUCGGCCCACUGCCAGCACCAGCAGAUUGCCACCGCGGAGCAGGCGUGCGUGCUGACGCCGCCCACGCUGUCACGGGCGCCCUCGCCGCCGGCGCAGCCACGGCCAACCUGGGGCAUCAUCCCGCAGCAGCGGCCCGAGCACGCGGGCAAGCUGUGUGUGCUGCUCGACCUGGACGGCACGCUCGUGUCGUCCUACACGCCGCGCCGCGCGCCGCGCCUGCCGUCGUACGUGCGCACGCAUGUGGUGGGCAUGGGCAGCAAGCUCAACCCCGCGGGUGUGUUUGUGGUGGAGCGGCCCGGCCUGACUGAGUUCCUGGAGGAGCUGGCGACCUUUGCCGAGGUCAUCAUCUUCACGGCAGGCCUGGAGGACUACGCCAAGCCCAUCAUCGACGCCAUCGACCCAUCCAACCGGCUGUUCGCGCACCGCAUCUACCGCGAGGGCACGCUGCGCACCGACUACUACCAGUGCGUGAAGGACAUGGCGCGCCUGAACCGCGACCUGCGCCGCACCGUGCUGGUGGACGACACGCCGCUGGCGUUCCUGCACCAGCCCGACAACGGCGUGCCGGUGCUGGGCUUCCGCGGCGACCCCGACGACCGGCUGCUGCUGGAGGCCGUGCUGCCGCUGAUGCAAGUGCUGGCCAAGGAGGGAGACGUGCGGCACACGCUGCAGCGGCGCUUCGACAUGACCACCUGGUUCCGCCGCAACAACUUCCCCAUCACCGACAUCAUGACCGCCGCGCGCGAGGCCGCGCGCCGCGAGCAGGCGCUGCACCUCGGCGCGCUGCUGCGCGGCCCCAGCAGCGGCUGCCCCACGCCGCCGGACCGAACCGCCAGCGGCAACUUCAACCGCACCAGCAGCGAGUCUUACGCCGCCGAGGGCGGCCUGUCGCCCGACACGGCGGCCAUGGCGCAAUCUGUGCCGCCGCGACCGGCGUACACCUUCACCACGCCACGCGCCGCGUCGCCGUCCAAGCGCUUCGUCGUCCUGACCGACUUUGACAAGACGCUGACGGACUGCGACGCCGGCGAGGCGGUGGUGGAGCAACUGGCGCCCGAGCUGCUGCCCAUGCUCAUUGGCCUGGACCCGCGCCAGAGCUAUGUUCCCAUCACCAACACCAUCCUGUCCGAAAUCCAGCGCCGCGGCGUCAGCCGCGAUCAGCUGCUCACCACGCUGCAGCAGCUGGGCGCCGAGAUUCCUCUGGCCACCACCGAGAUGCUGCGCAUGAUGCACGGCGCCGGCAUCGACGUGCGCAUCCUUUCGGACGCCAACUCGGUGUUCAUCAACCACAUGCUGGCGGGCGCCAAGGCCUCCGGAUACGUGAGCGACGUGGUCACCAACCCCGCCGGCUUCGAGCGUGUGGACCAGGGCAGCUCGGCGGAGGCCGCCAGCUCGUCGGCUGCGCUGCAGCGGCUGGCGGGGCACCGGCUGGUGGUGGCGCCGCACUUCCGCGGCAGCGAGCCGGGCGUAGUGCUGCCCGCCUGCGGCGCGGGCGCCUGCGGCGCCGCCUGCGAGAGCGACCACUCGCACUGCGGGCACGGCUGCGCGCGCUGCCCCGGCAACCUGUGCAAGGGCCUAGAGGUGCAGCGGCUGCAGCACUCGAACCGCUACGCGCACAUCAUCUACUGCGGCGACGGCGCCAAUGAUGUGUGCGCGGCGCUGGCGCUGGGCGCCAAUGACGUGCUGCUGGCGCGCGCCGGGCACCCGCUGGCGGCGUACGUGGCGGAGGCGCAGAGCAACCCGGCGCUGCCGCAGGUGUCGGCGCAGGUCGCGUUCUGGUCCACACACGAGGAGCUGCUGGCGUGCGUGCGGCAGAUCGUGGACGUGUAGCUUUGUUUGGCAUCCUCUGUCCUGCGAGCGCAUCGGGAUUGGGAGCCGGCCGGCACUGAUGCUUGGAGCUACAGGUUGGGGUAGCGUGUAGGAGCAGGGCGGCUCGAAGACAUGAAAUUGCUGGGGUGUGCUUUCCCUCUGGUUGGCUGUGUGGCGAUCGUACAGACUUGCUGCUGAGUGGGCGGAGAUGAAGCAACGUGAGCCAUUACGUGGGAGAGAGGGGGGUCGAGGGCUGCAGGGCUGGGUGUCGCAAGGGACAGGUCCUUAGCACGCCGCGAAUGUGCAGCGGCUGUGGCGUUGUGUAGUGUAGCGUAUGGUGACUCCUAUCUUUAUUAUCAAGGCAAGUGUGACAAAGACGAGGACGAGAAAGCAGGCGGGGGCAAGGGUUCCCAUGGCAGCAUCAUGGGGCGACCGGUGGAGUACGGCUGGCCUGCAGAUUUCAUUUCCCUACGCUUCUGUCGAAUAGUGCGGCUGGUAGGGUAUAUCUUGAGCCGGGGCGUAAUGGCGCUUGGUGCUGUCAUCUUGGCACACGGAAGCGCAACGCCGUUCGGCGUGUGGCAUGUAUUGUGUGUGCCGCGGGCUCGCAGCCAUGGAGCACGACUGUACAACAGUGUAUUUGCUAGAAGAGAGGUAUGGACGGGAUGUGUUGUUUCUCUCCGUGUACGAGUUGGGCUUCUAGGUACGCACGCUUAUCGCCAGACAUCCUAAAAUGGCGGUCUAGGCCGAGGUGUUCAGCUCCUUGUGUUGCUCAUGUGAUGGUUGUGGGUGCAUUCGCAUCUGUCGGUAACUCGUUCAGUAGUGGUGUGUCAACGGUACGGUUGGGAGCUGUGUGUCUUGUGCCGCAUGUACUUACUUCAGUAGCAUCGGUGUCGCGUCGUGAUGCUGACCCUGCGCCGGAAAGUCUGGAGGUACAUGAGAAAGUGCGCGCUGCAUUUCUUGUCGUGACGUCGACAGCUGGGGCUUGGUGUUGCGUGGCGCGCAACAUUUUCCCGCGUUGCUGCGCGGGAGCAGGGCCAGCCUUAUAUCGGCAUCCGGGCACACGGCGGAGUGCACAAUAAAAGAUUCAUUAGUCCCUUCACUGAAUGAUGCUCAAGCCCGAGCUGUGUAACGGAACAUUGUA
Chlamydomonas reinhardtii is the source of this 4228-nucleotide messenger RNA. RefSeq lists its product as uncharacterized. NCBI's taxonomy places the organism in Eukaryota, Viridiplantae, Chlorophyta, Chlorophyceae, Chlamydomonadales, Chlamydomonadaceae. Gene Ontology annotation, molecular function: phosphoprotein phosphatase activity. The transcript is spliced from 8 exons. The record is from RefSeq and is a predicted model, not a curated record. Bases 220 to 3108 code for a protein of 962 amino acids.